ACAUUAAAUCCACCUGUCAACUCCAAAACCAGAAAAAUAAAUAAAUAAAUGUAGAAAAAGAUAACUGAUUAACAAGAAAAAACUGCAACACCGUUUCUUGCUUAGAAACCAAAAAAAAUGGCUACUACCUCACUUUCAGCUUUCAAUCUUCUUCCUCCCUCCAAAUUCUCUUCAUCUCAUGCCCACUCCUUCCCCCAAAUUCCCCUCCACAUCCCCUCCUUCCCAAAUUGCAGAGCCCUAAAGUCCAAAUCCCUUAGAACAAUUUCAUUUGCUCUUGCGGAAUCAUCGGACUCCUCCAAAUCCCUAGACCCUGAUCCCAAAAUUCUUCUCCAGGAAGUCGCGGAUUGUUUUGUUCUUCCCGCAGACUUUUUCAAGCAGUUGCCGAAUGAUCUUCGGCUAGAUCUGAAUGAUGCGGCCUUUGAUCUCUCAAACGGCACUGUCAAAGAUGAGUGUGGUGAAGAGGCCGGAGAGACUUUGUUAGAUAUAAGUCGAGCAUGGGAAAAUGCUGAGACAUCGACUUCAGCAGCUUUGAUGAGCAAGCUCCCCCAAUUGGUGGGCUCUCUCACCAGUAAAAACAAGUCAGCACUCGGCAAACGCAUGGUUUCGGCUUCUAGAAGGUUCCAGGCGAUGGGUCAGUAUGGUCAAGGUGAACUGCAAAUGAUUGCCAAAGUCAUGAACAGAGUAGGAAAGGUAUUGUCCGAAACUCCAGUUUCCGAGGCAGCUAAUGAAGAACCAAAACAGGAAACGAAGGUUCUGAAGUUUGGCGAUCUCCAGGUUGAAUUGACUCCAGAAAAGGCAUAUGUUGGUGCUGUCAUCGCCUUCUUCUUCGGGAUUCUCUCGUGGCAAGUGAGUCAAGGCGUCCAACGCAUACCAGAGAGCUCAUUGGAGUAUGCAAAUGACAACGCGUUGCUCCUUGCUAAGUCGCUGCGAUUGACAUUGUUGUCGAUCUUCUACUCAUCAACGGUCUUAUCUGCAUUCGCGUCUGUCGGGCUUGUCCUACUUGCAGGACAAUUGAAGUCGAAAGAUAAGUGAAAUUGUAUGCUCUUUGAAUUGAAUGUUCAUCUUCUUUUGCUGCCAGUUAUGAUGUAAUAUUUUGGCUCUAUAUAGAAGUUUAAUUUUUCUCA
This is a messenger RNA of Salvia miltiorrhiza (redroot sage), 1124 nucleotides long. RefSeq lists its product as uncharacterized. Lineage: Eukaryota; Viridiplantae; Streptophyta; Magnoliopsida; Lamiales; Lamiaceae. The transcript is spliced from 9 exons. Bases 118 to 1032 code for a protein of 304 amino acids. The record is from RefSeq and is a predicted model, not a curated record.